ACUCAGUCAAUUGUUUUGUUUCGUUCGCUUUUCAUUGUGAAUCAGUCAGUCUUCGUUGGUUUACGUGUCGUACUUAUCCAUUAUUUUUUCUUUUUUGUUUAUCUGUGGUUGCAUCAUUGUGCUUAUCUACUGGAGGGAACCUUACCGGCUGAACAUUGGUUUGCUGUUUCGUGGUGCUUAUCACGAACCUUUUAUUGUAUUGCUAUUAGAAUGGAAGAAGAUAUUCUUCCGUCCACGUCUCGAAAUCUCCGCCCAGGAUUACCACCUGAGUGGGCUAAUCAAGGGGCACGUCCGAAGAGCGGUACAAGAAGACAUCAAUACCAGACAAAUAGACCAAAUGGAAAAAAUGCGGUAAACAAUUUUAGUAGCCCUCGGACUCAGCAAAAUAGGCAAAAUGGCCCCGAGUUUGGUGUCCAAGAGAGAUUACGGCAAGCCCAGGCCCAGGGUAAAGGCAUCCUAGAGCCCACUCUGGCUGGCUACAGAGUAACAGGUUAUGCGAACAAACCAUCUCAUGGUCAACAACGAGAGGGGAUUAACAGAAAGUUUAAUGAUAGAACUCGUCGUCUCCCGCAGUUCGCAACUUUGCAAGAUUUGGCUAACUGCGACGAUAAGGACAUUCUUGGGAAAAUAAGCGAAAAACAAUUAUUUUUUUUCAACCUAUUUAAAUCGCCUAUAGUCCUUAACAAGCCGGAUAUAUUCAUACUGAUUUUUAAAAUAUUAGCUAAAGUUUGCCGAUCUUCCUAUGACGAUUUGAAGUUAAAACUUCUUAUUAACGUAUGCAAUGAAUCGUUUGUUGUGCAUUUACGUAAUUACUUGUCAGACUUGCCUGAUGGCGUAAAAUCAAGAAACAGUCUAUAUUGGAAUAACCAAAAUGAGUUCUGGCAAAAUUUUAUCACGUUUUGCACUACUAUAAUAAACUUGUCUCCAUCAAUAGCUUUAAAAAUGUACCGACCUUUGAUCUAUAAAACUUCAAACAAAUGUUUAGAGGAGUUGAAUGAACAAAAUGCAUUCAAAUUAUCAGCUGAGGAUACACUAAAAUUAAUUGAAUUACAAGAAAGGUUGACCCAAUAUGAAAAUCAAAAUGAGAAUAACAAAACGCAAGCGAUCCGGAUUGUCGAUGAAGCAGUGGGCGAGCCUCCGGAACAAUUCCGCGAGUUACCGAUCAUACCCGAUCAUCACUACCUGAUGCGGCGACCCUACUUGCGCCCAAACAUCGUAGAGGGCCAAUACCAAGAUGUGGAACAUUAUUUAGAUGUACAAUUUCGCUUAUUACAAGAAGAUUGCUACGGUCCUCUCCGUAAAGGAAUAUUACAAUAUUUGGAAGAUCCUGGACGGGGAAAGUUUGAUAACAUACGAGUAUACAAAAAUAUAAAAUUCCGAGGGCCAUAUGUUUCAGAAUCUAAAGUAGGUAUUAUUGUAGCGGUAGAUAACAGGUCCAACAAACGGUUUUUCAAAAUUAACUGGGCCACUAGCAAGCGGCUUUUGUAUGGAUCCCUGCUCGUCCUAUCUAAAGAUAAUUUCAAAAGAUUUAUAGUUGCGACAGUACUGGACCGGGAAGAAAAACUGUUGCAGCGUGGUUUGCUUCCUAUCUGCAUCGUCAACAAUGAUUACGAUGGUGAUUUAAGCAUUGCUGAAUCAUACACUUUGAUAGAGAGUGAAGUAUACUUUGAACCUUACUACCAUGUCUUAAAGGUAUUACAAAGUCAAAGAUUCCCUCAACACUUAGCCAUGCAGGACUAUAUAGUAAAAGCGCAACCUUUGACAAACCCUCCACAAUAUUUGACAGACAAUACGCAGUACACAAUAACAGUGAAGGACUAUAUGAAAAAUGUUACUAAUAUAUUAAAAUUUAAUGUGUUAAAAGAGGAGACUUGGCCGUCCGCAGAUGAGCUGUGUUUAAAUGAAAGUCAGUAUCGAGCGUACAAGUUAGCUCUGACUCACGAGUUCACCGUAAUCCAGGGGCCACCAGGCACUGGGAAAACAUAUAUCGGUACAAAAAUAGCACAAACGUUAUUACAAAGUUCACGACAUUCAAUGUUGGUUGUAUGCUAUACGAAUCAUGCUCUCGACCAAUUCCUAGAAACCAUUUUAUCAUUCACUAAGUCCAUCGCCCGUGUCGGCAGUCGUUCUAAAAACAAAGCAAUGGAAGAUAUAUCUUUACAAAAAUGGCGAAGAGAAAUUCGUCGCCUUCCAAGUUAUUCAUUGUACCAAAAUGAAAAAGAUAAUUUUAAAAGAAUUGUAAAUGCGAUGAAACGAUUACAAGAAUAUAUCAAUUCGUUAGAUACUGGACUUCUCGAUUACUCCAGCAUUACACAAUUUGUCCCAGACAGCAAAAUUUUGGCAAAAGUUUAUGACAAUUGUCAGAGCGAUAUUAUUACCGAAUGGUUAUUUGAGCGUAUGCCUAGAGCUAACUUUGUGAUGGUUGAGGAAGAGCCCAACAGUGCAUAUGGUGAUGUGGAUAACACUGAGAGGGCUCGUGUGCAGUUGGAGGACGAUUUAGAAGAUGAUGCAGACUUUGAGCUUGAUGAUGAAAUUUCUUUACAAAUGUCGUUUAAAUUAGAAAAUGCUCAUAGCCAAUUAAAGAGUUUGAUAGCCAAAUGCAGGAACAAUCCAAAACCAGAAAAUACCAUAAAAUGGCAAAUGGAAUUAGAAAUUUUGAAUUCAAAGAUACAAUUUUUCAAAGCCAUGAAGAACUUAUACACUGAUGAUGGGAGAGAAUACAUCCUCAGGGGGAAAAAUGUUGCUCGCAUGAAGAACGAAGAGCGCUGGGCCACUUAUUUCUCAUGGACCAAAGUUAUACAGAACCAUAUACAAAACAAGUUUAACCAAUUAUACCUACAGUAUGAGACAAACAACAAAUCGUACGAAGAUGCUCGCAUGAAUUGGGAUCGCGAAGUACUGGAACAUGUCCGAGUCAUCGGAAUGACGACCACGGGAGCGGCGCGCUUGCAGAAAACUAUACAGGAACUGAAGCCGGCCAUCGUGAUCGUGGAGGAAGCAGCCGAGGUACUCGAGCAACAUAUUAUUUCCUCUUUAACUUCUAACUGCAAACACCUUAUCCUCAUCGGUGAUCAUCAACAGUUACGGCCUUCGGCAGCCUACAUGAAGCUGGCUAGAGACUACAACAUCGAAGUCUCGCUGUUCGAAAGGAUGAUUCGUAACAAAGUAGCCAACCAGCGUUUAAACGUGCAACAUAGGAUGCGGCCGGAGAUUGCGUCGUUGAUCGUGCCGCACAUCUACCAGGACCUGGUCAACCAUCCGCAUGUGCAGAACAAGCCGCAUGUGCGAGGUGUAUUACGUAAUGUUUUCUUUCUUUCGCACAACUUUUUCGAGCAGGAGGCAGACGAAGGCUCAAGCCGAACGAAUGAGAAUGAAGCAGACAUAGCUUUGGGGUUAGCGAAUUAUUUGAUUCAACAAGAUUACACCCCCGAAGAUAUCACUAUAUUAACAGCAUAUUCUGGCCAAAUGUUUUAUAUGAGAAAGCAAAGAAAAUUAUACAGACAUUUGUCCAAUGUAAAAAUAACAGUUGUGGAUAACUAUCAAGGAGAAGAAUCCAAAAUAAUUAUACUAUCGUUGGUAAGGAAUAACUUGGAAAAUAAAAUUGGGUUUUUGUCAACUGAAAAUCGGGUAUGCGUCGCAUUAUCGAGAGCUAAAGAAGGAUUUUUUAUACUUGGAAAUAUGGACAUUCUUAGAAAAAACUCUGAAUUAUGGGAAAAAAUUGCUAUCACUUUGGAAAAUAUGGAAUCACUGGGGACCAGUAUGAAAUUAAAAUGUGAAAUUCACCCAACACAAAUAACAACGAUCGAAACUGUCAAAGAUUUCGACAAUGUGCCAGAAGGGGGAUGCCUCCUGAAAUGCGGCUAUGUCUUGGAUUGCAAGCAUUUGUGUCCCCAAUUGUGCCAUACGUAUGAUCGAGCACAUGCUUCUAUUGCUUGUACCGAAAAAUGUGAGAGAAUAUUAUGCGAGCGGAAUCAUGUCUGUCCCAAAAUGUGCAAAAUAAAAUGUGAUCCAUGCAUGGUACCCAUAGAAAAGAGGUUACCUUGUGACCACGAUAUGUAUUUGCCGUGUCACCAAAAACCGGACGAUAAAGAAAAGGUCAAGUGUUUAUUCAACGUGGAUGUGACUUUACCUCACUGUGGGCACCGGAUGAGAAAGCAAUGUUAUAAGGAUGUACGGGAAGUAAAAUGCAUAUUCAAAUGCGAGUUCCGUGUACAAACAUGCGGGCACGUGUGCAUGCUGAUGUGUCACGUCACUGACGACCCCGACCAUGAAAAGUAUCUUUGUGGAAAACCUUGCGCCAAGGCCAAGAAGAAUUGCACCGCUGAUUUACUAGGAGACCGCGGACAACACCAAUGUCCCAAAAUGUGUUAUGAAACUUGCGACAACUGCACCGUCGAGGUAAAGAAAAAGAGAUCGUCUUGCAAGCAUUCGGAAGUGGUGGCUUGCCAUGAGAACGUUGACGACAAGCCGUGUCUUAAGAAGUGCGCCAGAAACCUGCCCUGCGGUCACUUCUGCCUUAAGAAAUGUUUCGAACUCUGCGGCGAUUGCUCCAUUAAGGUUACGAAACCCAUUCCCGAGUGCAAACACGAAGUGAAGAUAGAAUGUGGCAGAUCGCCUCAGCGAGAAGAUUGCACGGCGGCGUGCGAGCGCACGCUGCCGUGCGGCCACGUGUGCGCCGCGCGCUGCGCCGAGCCGUGCGCCGCCAGCGCCUGCGCGGCCUCGUCCGACAUCGCUGUCCCGGCGCCCUGCGGCCAUCGGGUCGCCUUGCCGUGCAAUAUCGCGUCGCAGUGGUCACGCUUACCCACAGAAGAUCGGAACAAAGUGCUUCUAAAGCAUUGCGCGGCACCUUGUAAUCAGACUCUGAAAUGUGAUCACGUGUGCAGCGGCACUUGCUCCCAGUGCUUUCAAGGUCGUAUCCAUAUGCCUUGUACACAGACCUGCCAGAAGAUCAACAUCUGCGGUCACAGUUGCGAAGAGCCUUGCAACCAGAUCUGUCCUCCGUGCAAGAAGCCCUGUGAAUUGAGCUGCGACCAUUCCAAGUGCAACCGGGUGUGCGGGUCACCGUGCACGCCGUGCCAGGAAAAGUGUACGCGGGCGUGUGAGCACGGGGCGUGCGUGAACCGCUGCGGGGAGGCGUGCAGCCGCCGCGCGUGCGACCGCCCGUGCGGGCGCGCGCUGCGCUGCGGUCACCCCUGCCGCGGCCUCUGCGGGGAGCUGUGCCCCGACGUCUGCCGCCUCUGCCGCCCCGACACCUUCCCCAAGGACUUCCUCGGCUAUGACUUCGAUGAAGACGCCAGGUUCAUACAGCUACAAGAUUGCCCCCACAUUUUAGAAGUUGACGACAUGGAUUGUCUUAUGACUGGCGACACAGCAACAAUUUCGGUUCGGGCGUGCCCAUUUUGCCGCAAAAGCAUUAUCAGCACACGUCGCUACAAAGACUUGAUAAAUCAUCAAUUUAAUACAGACAUCAAUCUUAUAAAGCGAAAAAUCUUUGGCGACCAAAAUAUGAUAAAUAACUUAAAGAAGGAAUGUGAAGAAGCUAUACUAAAACUUCCAGAAAACAUUAUAAAAGAAAACAAGAUUUAUCGCAUGGCCAGGAAUGUUGGUAUACCCUAUAAGCGAAAUCCUUCAUUGUUAGACCUGGAGAUGAAAUUAAUAUAUUUUAAAAUUUUGGACAUAAUUGGAGAAUAUUACUCAACCUAUAUUAAUGAAAACUUGACCGCUUUCGAGCCUGAGAUUUUAGAACAUGUUAAAUUUAUUUGUCAGUCACUUAUUAAUAACUCUAACAAAUUAAGCGAACAACUUCAAUCUGACAUAAACAACGAGUUAAUGCGCAUGUCCUCAUUGAUUCAGCUUGGACAAGUUGUGAAUCACCAGACUUAUGUGCUGUGCAAUAAAGAACUCGGAGUAGUAACUGCGUUGAAUGCGGCAAAGAAAGUAAUACUCAGUUGGUAUGUAUUUGAUAGUAAAUUAGCCGCGCAGUUGAUAGAGAACCUACAAGAUACAUUAAAACAAUCAAGCAAAGUGGUUACUCAAAAGGAAAGAGCGAUGAUUGUGAAAGCCAUGGACAUGACAGCAGGUCACUGGUUCAAAUGUCCAAACGGUCAUAUAUACUGCAUAGGAGAGUGUGGUGGUGCGAUGCAAGUCAGUAAAUGUAACGAAUGCGGUGCGCCUGUGGGAGGAACACAUCAUCAACUGCUGUCCAGCAACAGUCACGCUGGCGAGAUGGAUGGAUCUCAAUAUCCCGCAUGGUCUGAACAAAACAAUAUGGCUAAUUACCAAGUCAAUUUUUAAAAUAUUCAUUAUUCAUAUAAUUUUUUUUAUUCAUUUAGUAUUAUUACAAGAUCCUAAUUAUUAAAUUUUUGACAAGUAAUAAAUGAGUGUAUACUUACUAAAGUAUAGUGUUUUUUGCCCAUAUUAAAAAAGUUAUCUGACUA
Messenger RNA from Plodia interpunctella (Indianmeal moth), 6437 nucleotides. Its product is annotated as NFX1-type zinc finger-containing protein 1-like. The coding region runs from base 211 to 6294 and encodes 2027 amino acids. Gene Ontology annotation, biological process: regulatory ncRNA-mediated heterochromatin formation. Gene Ontology annotation, molecular function: zinc ion binding; helicase activity. Gene Ontology annotation, cellular component: nucleus; nuclear RNA-directed RNA polymerase complex. NCBI's taxonomy places the organism in Eukaryota, Metazoa, Arthropoda, Insecta, Lepidoptera, Pyralidae. The record is from RefSeq and is a predicted model, not a curated record. The transcript is spliced from 28 exons.